AUGUCAGGACCACAAGAUCCCUUCGUUGAGAGAGAUGAGACAAACCAGCAACACCAGAUGGAGCAAGCUCGGCCGUUGGAAACCGCCUCUAAUGGCGACUGCAAUCGACUCAUUGAUCAUGACGACAACUGGCGAGAGUUGGAGGAUGAGAAAGACCAGGUCUUUGUUGGCGGCGUGAGGAACUACUACUACAAAAGCAAAGGCCGAUGGAUCCCGCAGAGAGACUUGUUCAAUUUCGCCAAGCUUGACCAGGAGCACCUCGGUUCUUCUGACUUUCGAUCGAUGCACCAUCCUCUGACACCCCCCCAAGUGCCUCCUCUACCGUCUGUUAUUGGGGACCGCACAGCAGGCAAAGACGGCGCCUAUCCCUUCGCGCCUCUGCCGUCGGAAGAGCAUGCUCGCUUCCUGGAGAUCCUCCCCGCUGACUCUGGAGAGCUGAGAUGCCGGCUUCACACUGCCAAAAUCUUGGAUUGCCGUCUCGGCUACGAGUACCUAUCCUACAGCACGGACAAGAGUAUCCAUGCAUCGGUUGAGCUGAAUCAGGACCGUAUGGUCAUAAAUGGAAGCUCAGGGCAGUCCAGGGAGGUGCUCAUCCGACUGUUGGAAACGCUCCGCCUGCCCGAUCGCUCACGUCUCAUUUGGGCGCCCCAUCUCUGCAUUGACGUUGCCGAUGUCAACGAUCGCAAUCGUCACACCAAGCGGGCGGCCAAAAUAAUACAAAGCGCGACUGACGCAGGCGACGUCGCAAGCAAAUUCAAGGUUGAUUAUGGCGUGAAGGAGCCCCAGCUCAACCAUUCAGUGGCUUGCCACUUGGCUGAGAUGGAUGGGCCGGCCUCGUUCCUGGGCCAAGUACACCACGACCACGACGGUCGACUUACGAUGCGUGUCAGCAAUAACGACCUUUCUCUCGUUGUGGAUGGACCCUCGUGGGUCCCGCGCUGGCAGACAGCGCUAUCGGAUCCUAUUGAGCCACUGGUUCCGCAUGCUGACUUCUCGGCCGGUACGGCUUUGCGCCCGAGAAUCUUGAAGCAGCCAGAUCCGAACAGGCUUGUGGUGAGAGGGAUCUUGGUUGAUGAGGUUGACAGCGUGCGUUCGCUAGACCGGUACAAUACUUUUUGGCGUGGUCGCGACGCCAGCACCUAUUCGAAGCACGUCAACUUCGACCUAAAUCACGGACCGGCCAGCCCAACCCUGAAAGCGCCGCCGCGGUUGGAGAGAGCUAUGCUGGGAGAUGAGCUGCGCGCAUGCGGAUUGACAACCAUUGACCUCAGUCAGCUGGCUGUCACUCUGAGCUGUGGCAAAGACUGGGAAGGCACACCCGUGUCUAAUAUUGAGGGCCACGUAGCUGAUUACGCACGAUGUAUCCUUCGCAAUGGGCUGUGGUGGUCGUUGGACUGGCUGCGAAAGAUCAAGAGGCAGCAGGGUACGGAUCCAGGCCAAAAGCAGGCCAUGAGCGUGUCCGACCUCGAGGCCCUGUCCACUGGAGGCAGCGCCGACCGAUUCUUAGACUGUGCUGUCACAGCUGGCCGAAAUCGGGCCACAUUUGUGUCCAAGCAUGGCAUCUGGGGUCUGGGGCCCGAUGCGAUGAAGCAAGGAGAUAGGCUCUGUGUGGUGAGCGGCUUAUCAGCGCCCUUGGUACUGCGGCCAAACAACCACAAGGACAGCAGCUUCCAGGUUGUGGGUCCGGCCUACGCAUUUGACAUGAUGCACGGCGAGGUCGCUGAGGUGGCACAGUCCGAAAACGGGUGGCUGACGGAGUCAUGGAUUCAGUUAAAUUGA
Molecule: messenger RNA, 1779 nt
Organism: Emericellopsis cladophorae
Lineage: Eukaryota; Fungi; Ascomycota; Sordariomycetes; Hypocreales; Bionectriaceae
Exons: 3
Coding region: 1-1779 (592 amino acids)
Source: RefSeq, a predicted model, not a curated record